CAACGAUCUCAAUCUGAUCGCUUUUACAACGAACAAUGCCACCUCCACGACCGCGGAAGAUUACAGCAGGCGAGCAAGUUGUCUCGGUUUUUGACGGUGCAAUAACUUUCCGCAACCUGCCACACCCAACCCGAAACUUCAACCUUGAGGUCACCUUCUCAGAUCACCACCCCCACCUUCUACGCCUCCGUGAACAUGAACCUCCACCCCACUUCCACUACCUCCAGGUUGAAUACUUCCAAGUCAUAGAAGGAAGUCUCUACGUCGACGUCGGCCCGAAUCGCGUCCUCCUUACUCAUAACGAUGACGAGCUCCCAGUGCCACCGUGGGUUCGCAACCGGACAAUCCCUGGACCCUUAUCAAAUGACCAACAGGUGACCAAGUUUUUACUUUCCGGUCCAGCUCCGAAGGGGAAGGAAUCUCGCAUGUUAGAUUACAUUUUCUACGAGAACUACUAUCGUUACAUGGAUGAGAUGGUAUCCACGGGACAGGCUAUAGAUUUCAUCCAGAUACUCUGCAUGUUCGAUGCUGGAGGCUCUUGCAUUAUGUUGCCGUGGUGGGUCCCGUGCGGGAUGUUGGUUUCCAGAGCUCUAGGAGUAGUAGUGGGAAGAUGGAUUGGUGCGAUCUUAGGUUAUCAGCCGUACUACCGGGAGUGGACUACAGACUGGGACACUGCUGCGCGACGGAUGCGCAGCUCACUAUGGCAGAGGAGAUUUGCCGGGUGAUAAAAAGACCACGAUUGGCUCGGACUUGUGCCCUGUUUCGAGUUUUCAUUUACUAUUUUGAGGAUUUCCUUGAGUAGCAAAUAAUGUGGUGCGGCAGUGAGGAAAUAGAUUGUGGAUUUUGUGGGGUAGACUAUGGGUUACACGAACUCCGCAGAAAAGCAAGGUUUUGCCACA
Aaosphaeria arxii CBS 175.79 is the source of this 899-nucleotide messenger RNA. RefSeq lists its product as uncharacterized. The transcript has 2 exons. Lineage: Eukaryota; Fungi; Ascomycota; Dothideomycetes; Pleosporales. The coding region runs from base 36 to 725 and encodes 229 amino acids. The record is from RefSeq and is a predicted model, not a curated record.